Helicoverpa armigera (cotton bollworm) is the source of this 3371-nucleotide messenger RNA. RefSeq names its product serum response factor homolog (gene bs). The record is from RefSeq and is a predicted model, not a curated record. Gene Ontology annotation, biological process: positive regulation of transcription by RNA polymerase II. The coding region runs from base 163 to 1374 and encodes 403 amino acids. NCBI's taxonomy places the organism in Eukaryota, Metazoa, Arthropoda, Insecta, Lepidoptera, Noctuidae. Gene Ontology annotation, molecular function: protein dimerization activity; RNA polymerase II cis-regulatory region sequence-specific DNA binding; DNA-binding transcription factor activity, RNA polymerase II-specific. The transcript is spliced from 7 exons.
CAGUCGCGCGAAGUCAGUCGCGGUCCGAGCGGCCGACUCGUCAGUCCCGCCCUCGGUUCUUUCGCGUUUUCGGUUAGAACUUAGUCUCCGUUCGUCGUUCGGACGGUGAGGUGUGCAUAGCGCGUGCGCGCACCGGUUACUGUGGCGUACUGCGAGGUUAUAAUGGACGCGCCCGGCGGAGCGCGGGAGCCCCGCUUCGGGUCGCCGUAUGGCAUGGGACUCCUCGGCGAGAUGCCGGACAUGUACGGCACUGGACGGCCACCCAGCGCCCUCGGCGGCGGCGGCGGGCUGCGGCCCGGCAUGCAGCCGUGCCCGAUGCCGCGCGCCGGUGUCAAGAGGCCUUCGGACCAGUGCUACGACGAGCGACCCCCACAGAACGUGGGCCUAGACCACUGCCCCAUGCCCGACAUCGCAGAUGACGGCUAUGCAUCUCUCCAGCCCAAGAAAUCGCCACCUUCCAAUGGCAAAAAGACCAAGGGUCGUGUGAAGAUCAAAAUGGAAUACAUUGACAACAAACUGCGACGGUAUACGACUUUCUCCAAACGGAAGACUGGGAUUAUGAAGAAGGCAUACGAGCUAUCGACCCUGACGGGGACACAAGUGAUGUUGCUAGUCGCGUCAGAGACGGGCCACGUGUACACGUUCGCGACGCGGAAGCUGCAGCCGAUGAUCACGUCAGACUCGGGCAAGCGGCUGAUCCAGACGUGUCUCAACUCUCCGGACCCGCCCACCACCAGCGAGCAACGCAUGGCUGCGACGGGCUACGAGGAAACUGAGCUCACGUAUAACGUAGUAGACGAGGAUAUGAAGGACCUGGAAUCUGACAUUAAGAAGAAAAUUGCUAAGGAUGAGCCAGCAUCAUCAGGUGACAGCGGGGACGAGAGCGGCAGUGAACCGGAGUCGCCCAGUGAGAAGCUACUGCAAGUCCACAAGCAGGAGUGGUGCGAUCCCAAUGAACGAGAUGUCAAACCGAGAGAAUCUCACAACGACCCACUAGCAUCCACAUCUUCAACGACUCAAGAAGCCGACAGCAGCAAGCCUUCGCUGCCGAAACUCUUGCCCAAGCUAGAGAUGCCGGGGGGAGCCAUGCUGUACCACUCAGGAGUUCUGGCUGGGCUCGAUGGCAUCGGCAAUAAUCUGGGGCUAGGGAACUUGGCUAUGGGGUAUCCGCAUGGAUUUAUAUUGGGACUUGCUAAUCAGGGGCAGGAGGGUGCAUCAUCAUCAAGCCAGCCGCAAUUCAUCACGAUCCCGUUGUCCAUGGCCAUGGCAGCCGCAGCGGGCGCGCCCACAGCCACCGUCACCAACGGCUGCGGAGCGAGCGCGUCCAGUGACGACAGCAGUGAGCUACAAGACUUGAGCACUGGAAGGAAGUGACGCUGAGCAAGAACAAUCGCGCAAAUGCUGGAGAUCGUUAUGUAUCAAUAUAAUCUUAUGAAAAAUUUAAAAUAAAAAAUGUAUGUACCAAAGUUAAUAUUUGGACUUCUAGAAAUAACAGGCUAUCUAGACUUGUUUAUAGGUAGUAAGACUUAUUCAAAAAUAUCACAUUAUAUUUCAUACAUGUCAUUAUGUAAAGCCAUAAGGCCUUGUUCAAAUUGUAAGCGGAAAGCGAUUUCAUUCAUAUUUUGUGAUAGAAAUUUUCAUCAUUCUUAAUAAUGUUAUUUGUGAAAAGCAUAUCUAAAACCGUAUGCGGUAAUGAUAUUAGUAUUGUAUAAAAUACGCUUUUGUAAAUUAAUAUUGUACUCUAUAUAUCUGAUAAUCUCUAUACUGCAGAGAAAAAUUCACAAGAAAUAAACUUUUCAUUUAAAUGUUGAAAACCCGACUGAAUUCACGAAAGGAACUUAGCAAUCAAUGCAGUAAGUGCCUCUUAUAUCUACAAUGUUAUUUUCGUUUCUACCAUCUCGUUUAGUUCAGGACUUUGGCAAAACAUGUUUAUUUUACUUGAUGAGGUUCCUUAAGAUAUGACUAACUGUACAAAUAAAAAUAUUUGUUCACUUACGGCACUUUCGCUGGCUUGCAACGUGGUCGUAAAUCAAAAAGAAAAAUGGUGAUGGAAAUUUUUAAAUUUAUCGAAUCUAGCUUACUUUUCAAUGCAAGUCCUUGCCAAUUAUAAGUCACUUUUCUCAAAAGUGAAUCUUUAAGUGACUGCGGUCAUUAAAAUUGUUUAUUGUAUUAAAAGUGAAAACACUUAAUUUAUUGUAUUUAAGUAUGUAGAUAUUAAUAUUGUUUGUAUGGAAAAAAUAACAAAGAAACAUGCGUAUUUUUGUACCAAACAUUAAUACUUAAUUAAAUAACUUGAAGUUUAGCGUAACAUUGAUACACUCGUUUAAAACGCAUUUUAAAUAUAAUGUGAGUUCUACCGUAUUUUAGUUUUAUUGUCUUUAUCACUUUUUAUUUGUUUAGUUUUAAUUAAAUUUAUACGGAAGCGGGUUGUUUUUUUUUCAUUUGGAAAAAAUCCAUACCAUGGAUUUUUAAAAGCAUUGAGACUUACCUAAGUAGGUAAUCAGUAAGUUUAUAUUCACGCUUUAAAAGUACUGCGUUCGUACACUAAGCGGACUUAAAUAUAAAAUGCUUCAUUAUGUUAAAAAUUAUGUUAUAUACCUAAGUUGUCUUUGUAAUUUACUAACCCGCUUCCGCUACCUCGUAAGCGCUCGCUGUCUGUAUGACCGCGGGUCUAUCGUCACUAUUAUUGAAGCAUUUAUUAUUAUUUGGUUUACUUUCCAGUAUUUUAGUUUUUCCCCAGUCUAAUAGAUCACAGGAUUAUAUUAUAAGAACCUCCUCCUUAUUUGGUAGUUGGUUAAAAAUCAAAUAAGUAAACACGUAAGCAUAUUAAGUUUUAUAAUUCUCAAAAACUACGAUUUUUUUCUAAAUAAUAAAUUAAAAAUUGAAAAUGCAAGAAAAUAGAUAUAUUUUUCGGACUGCCAAAAAUUAUCUUAAGGCUAAAAGUAUUAUACAUUAUCACAGUAUUAUACAAAGCUAGUCAAGGUUAAUGCAAUACUAUUCUUGCACUCAUUUUCUUGCAUGUAACAUAUUUUUUCAGAUUUGUUUGGCUCUUUUAUGAUGACAAAAUGUAAAUAAAAUCAAAUUAACAAGAAAUACCAUUUAUCAGAAUCAAUUAUUUUCCGAUAUAAUUAUUAAAUAUUUGGCCAAACUGAUAUUAUUAUUGAGAAAAUAUCCUAACAUUUUUUGUUUUCGUAAUUUAGAUUUACAUAAUUUAUGUAUUUCGGCCAUUAUAAUAUUUCUUUGUAGCCUGUGAUCUAUAGACAAUAAUAUCUGUACAUCGAUCAAGUCUAUAACAAUUGUAACAGUUUUUUUCUUAUCGUAAUAAAUGUUCCUUUCGUUUCGAUUUUUUAUAAUAAAAGUAAUUAAAAAUU